This is a messenger RNA of Otolemur garnettii (small-eared galago), 3557 nucleotides long. RefSeq names its product autophagy related 9B (gene ATG9B). The record is from RefSeq and is a predicted model, not a curated record. The transcript has 14 exons. Gene Ontology annotation, biological process: protein localization to phagophore assembly site; autophagy of mitochondrion. Gene Ontology annotation, cellular component: phagophore assembly site; autophagosome. NCBI's taxonomy places the organism in Eukaryota, Metazoa, Chordata, Mammalia, Primates, Galagidae. The coding region runs from base 53 to 2821 and encodes 922 amino acids.
GGAACAACAACAGCUCCCAUCCUUCUACCCUUUCUGGAGACGCUGCAGCAGGAUGGUGAGCCGAAUGGGCUGGGGGGGGAGCCAGGGGCGGCUGAGGCAGUGGGGAGACCUGGGGCCAAGACCUGUGCCCCUCCUCCCCAUACCACCUCUGCCUCCUCCUCCUCCUCAUCGGGGACCUGGGGGAGGGAGGAUCUCCAUCUAUUCUCUAUCCCCUGCCACUAGUACAAGAAGCUCCUCCUCCUCCUCUUUCCCUCCUCCCAUGGCCCCCCCCUGCUUGGUGCUGCAGGAGACAGGGGCUUCUCAGCCUCGCCACUAUGCCCUCCCUGCCCCAGAUACCCCCACACAGGCACAGCCCACAAUGGCACCUGCCUCUGCUUCCCCCUCUUGGGGAUCCCACACCACCCCACCCCUGGCUUCGGUGACUUCCCUUCCCUCACGCCGAUGCCCCCAGGAUGCUCCUGGGCUUCGCAUAGGCCCUCUGAUCCCUGAACAGGAUUAUGAGCGGCUAGAGGACUGUGACCCUGAGGGGUCCCAAGACUCACCCCUCCAUGGGGAGGAGCAGCAGCCCCUGCUUCACAUUCCUGAAGGCCUCCGGGGCUCCUGGCAUCACAUCCAGAACUUGGACAGCUUCUUCACCAAGAUCUAUAGCUACCACCAGCGGAAUGGCUUCACCUGUAUCCUGCUGGAGGACAUCUUCCAGUUGGGACAAUUCAUUUUCAUUGUCAUCUUCACAACCUUCCUCCUUCGCUGUGUGGAUUACAAUGUUCUCUUUGCCAACCAACCAAAUAACCAUACCAGACCUGGGCCAUUCCACAACAAAGUGACCUUGUUGGAUGCCAUCCUACCCUCAGCUCAGUGUGCUGAGAGGAUCCACUCCAGCCCCAUGCUGGUCUUUCUCCUGGUCCUGGCUGUGGCCUUCUGGCUGGUCCAGCUGCUUCGCUCAGUCUGCAACCUCUUCAGCUACUGGGACAUCCAGGUGUUUUACAGGGAGGCCCUGCACAUCCCACCGGAGGACCUCAGCUUGGUGCCGUGGGCAGAGGUGCAGUCCCGCCUCCUGGUGCUGCAGCGGAGCGGUGGGCUGUGCGUGCAGCCGCGGCCACUGACAGAGCUGGACGUGCACCACCGGAUCCUGCGCUACACCAACUACCAGGUGGCUCUGGCCAACAAGGGCCUGCUGCCGGCCCGCUGCCCAUUGCCCUGGGGAGGCAGUGCUGCCUUCUUCAGCCGCGGCCUGGCCCUCAACGUCGACCUGCUGUUUUUCCGCGGUCCUUUCUCUCUCUUCCGCGGGGGCUGGGAGCUGCCCGACGCCUACAAACGCAGCGACCAGCGGGGCGCCCUGGCCGCGCGCUGGGGGCGCACAGUGCUGCUGCUGGCCGCCGUGAACUUGGCGUUGAGCCCGCUGGUGCUGGCCUGGCAGGUGCUGCACGCUUUCUACAGCCACGUGGAGCUGCUGCGGCGCGAGCCGGACGCGCUCGGGGUGCGCCGCUGGUCCCGCCUGGCGCGCCUGCAGUUGCGCCACUUCAACGAGCUGCCGCACGAGCUACGCGCGCGCCUGGCCCGAGCCUAUCGUCCGGCCGCUGCCUUUCUGCGUGCUGCCGCGCCCCCCGCGCCCUUGCGCGCGCUGCUAGCCCGCCAGCUGGUCUUCUUCGCCGGCGCGCUCUUUGCCACCCUGCUAGUUCUCACCGUCUAUGACGAGGACGUGCUCGCCGUGGAGCACGUGCUCACUGCCAUGACCGCGCUUGGGGUCACGGCCACCGUGGCCAGAUCUUUCAUUCCCGAGGAGCAGUGCCAAGGUCGUUCCCCGCAGCUCUUGCUGCAGGCCGCCCUGGCCCACAUGCACUACCUCCCAGAAGAGCCCGGCCCUGGAGGCAGGGCCAGCGCCUACCAGCAGAUGGCGCAGCUGUUGCAGUACCGGGCGGUUUCCCUGCUGGAGGAGCUUCUGUCUCCCCUCCUCACCCCGCUGUUUCUGCUUUUCUGGUUCCGCCCUCGUGCCCUGGAGAUCAUUGACUUCUUCCAUCAUUUCACUGUGGAUGUGGCCGGGGUUGGGGACAUCUGUUCCUUUGCCCUUAUGGAUGUGAAGCGCCAUGGCCACCCUCAGUGGCUAUCAGCUGGACAGACAGAGGCCUCACUGUCUCAGCGUGCAGAGAAUGGGAAGACUGAACUCUCUUUGAUGCGGUUCUCCCUGGCACAUCCACUAUGGCGCCCCCCAGGGCACAGCUCUAAGUUCCUUGGGCACCUCCGGGGCCGGGUACAACAAGAUGCAGCUGCCUGGGGUGCCACUUCAACUCGAAGUCCCCCCACCCCAGGGGUACUCAGCAGUUGCACCUCACCUCUGCCAGAGGCCUUCCUGGCUAACCUCUUGGGGCAUCCCCUCCUGCCCCAGAGGGACUUGAGCCCCACAUCCCCCUGUCCAGCUGCUGCCACAGCCAGCCUCCUUGCCUCCAUUUCCCGCAUUGCCCAGGACCCCAGCUGUACAUCCCCAGGAGGCACUGGGGGUCAGAAGCUGGCCCAGCUCCCAGAGCUUGCUUCUGCUGAGAUGAGUCUCCAUGCCAUCUACUUGCACCAGCUUCAUCAUCAGCAGCAGCAGCAGGAGCUGUGGGGGGCAGCUUCAGCCACCUCUCUGUCCAGGCCCUGGUCUAGCCCCUCACAGCCACCCUCUCCUGAUGAGGAGAAGCCAUCUUGGUCAAGUGAUGGCUCCAGUCCUGCCUCCAGCCCCAGACAGCAGUGGGGAGCCCAGAGGACUCAGAAUCUGUUCCCUAGAAGGUUUCAGGAGACUACAGACACCCAGAAGGAACCUGUCCAGGCCUCUAGCACUGUCUGAGAAGACUCUUCAGGGUUUCCUGGCUUCCCACAGCAGACUGGACAGGGUGGAGUGGAAAGACAUGCCAAGCCAUCUUUAGAGGCCCCCUACAUACAACAGGCCCAAGAUACUUUAGCUGGGCAGGACCUAGGGGUCAAUGAAGAACUUGUCUCAGAGAAUAGAGAAAGGGUUGGAGGGUUUCCAGUGGCAUCUGGAAACAAGUCUUAGAGAUGGUUCCCACAAAGGAGGGGGGGUAGACACACCCCAACUAGCUGUUCUGGAGCAUCUUCCUGGGAAGAAGAUGUAUACUCAGGUAGGGGGCAUGGGCCAAGGAGGGAGCCCCCAUGUGUAAGGGAAACAAUGAAGCCAAGAUCUGAAAGCCAGUGGCUUCUCCACUGGCCUCUCUCAGGUUCCCAUGGCUCUUAUGAGUGGAAAAACUAGAAGGGGCUGGCAACUGUGGACUUUAGCACUGUGAUGUCCAAGGGGGGUGCAGCUCCUGUUCCUGUACAACAUAAGCCGUAAAGACUGUUCAUGGCUGUGUUGCAUCUCUGCCAGUAACGUGGCUUCCCAGCAUCCCCCACUGCUGGCAGCUGAGGGCCAGCACCUCCUUCUCAGUGAUGAAGAGCAAGGAAACUAACUGCACAGGACAACUGCCCAGGUCUGGCUGGAACCAUGUUUUUAGUCAAGUGGAGUGUGUAAGACUCCUUGUCAGGCUCAGCGCCUGUGGCUCAAGUGGCUAAGGCGCCAGCCACAUACA